Molecule: messenger RNA, 1885 nt
Organism: Ictalurus furcatus (blue catfish)
Lineage: Eukaryota; Metazoa; Chordata; Actinopteri; Siluriformes; Ictaluridae
Gene: imp4
Product: IMP U3 small nucleolar ribonucleoprotein 4
Exons: 9
Coding region: 73-948 (291 amino acids)
Biological process (GO): rRNA processing
Cellular component (GO): small-subunit processome; Mpp10 complex; nucleolus
Molecular function (GO): snoRNA binding; rRNA primary transcript binding
Source: RefSeq, a predicted model, not a curated record
ACUGGUUGGUCGCUCGGUUAGUGUUGUCAUCGACGCGGCACGUGUGAACGAGCCGAAGAAAAUAGUUACAAAAUGUUGCGGCGUGAGGUUCGUCUCAGGAAGGAGUACCUGUACAGGAAGGCCCAGGAGGACAGACUGCGCUCCAUAGAGGAGAAGAAACAGAAACUCAAAUCUGCAUUAGAUGAUAAUCGUCUGAUACCUACCGAGAUCCGCAAACAGGCCUUGGAUCUGCAGAAGCAACUGGAGUUUGACGACGAGGGCGGAGAUGGCGUCAGCUCGCAUAUGGACGACGAGUACAAGUGGGCCGGAGUGGAAGACCCGAAAAUCAUGGUGACGACUUCCAGAGACCCGAGCUCCAGACUCAAAAUGUUUGCCAAGGAAGUGAAGCUGAUAUUCCCAGGGGCCCAGCGCAUGAACAGAGGAAACCAUGAAGUUGACACGCUAGUGCAUGCAUGCAAGGCCAAUAACGUGACGGAUCUGGUGAUAAUACAUGAGACCAGAGGACAGCCGGACGGAUUGAUCGUGUGCCACUUGCCUUUCGGACCGACGGCGUAUUUCACUCUGUACAACGUGGUGAUGAGACACGACAUCCCAGACAUCGGCACCAUGUCCGAGGCCUUCCCUCACCUCAUCUUUCACAACUUCAGCUCUCGCCUCGGCAGACGUGUUUCCAACAUCCUCAAAUACCUGUUUCCUGUUCCCAAAGAGGACAGCAGACGUGUUAUUACAUUUGCCAAUCAAGAUGAUUUCAUCUCUUUCAGGCACCACGUUUACAAGAAAACGGACCACAAGAACGUGGAGUUGACUGAAGUUGGACCCCGGUUUGAAAUGAAACUGUACAUGAUCAAGCUGGGCACUCUGGAGAACGAGGGCACGGCGGAAGUGGAGUGGCGUCAUCACGCCUACACGCGCACGGCCAGAAAGAGGAAGGUGUUAAGUGUGGAGUAAACACGCGUCAUUCUGGAUGUUGCAAAAAGGACUCCUUUUUGUGGGUUUAUCGCUCUGCUUUUCACCGAAUUAUCUCAGUGAGAUCUGCGUGUACAGGGAAGAGUGUAUGGAUUUCGGGGUUGUUUUUUUUAUUUUAUUUUUUAUUACAGAAGACGAGACGUUUAUUGCUUUGUGAUGACAGAAUGUAAACAGAUAUGUACAGACUUUCAGAUGAUCUCUCAUUGAAACGAUUUAUAAUUUUCCAUCGCAGGACCUGUAUGGAGUGUAAGAUACUCAAUACUUCAGUAUUUAUUCAUGUCUUUGAGGUUCCUGUAAAUAUUUGAUGGCAUACACAGAGGUGACCAAGGUGUGGCACAAACGAGGGCUUUGUAGCAGUCAUGCUGAGCGAUUGAGUCCCUUAAAUAAGGAAUGAAACUUUUUUUUUUAAUAUGAAAGUUGAUUAUUUUCCAACAACUGCACAUAUCUCAGUUUCUCUCUCUCUCUCUCUCUCACUCAAUGUCUCCCUCUCUCAAUCUCUCCCUCAGUUCUCAGUUUAUAAAACUACAAACACAGCUCGUAAUUUCACAGAGAAACCAGAAAGCACAAAGUCUUCCAUCUUGGAAACCUUUCUGACUGUUACACAGCACUGAAACUGGAGACUCCUUCCAUAAAUUUUAAAACAUCAUCUUGCCGAAAACACAACCACCAUCGAUUAAAAUCAACAGAUUCUGACCAAUUACAAUCCAGAACUCAACAGCACGGUGUUAUAAAUCUCCUAAAAAACUAAACUGUUUUGUGAAAUCUGUUUCAAUCCGAUCGUUUCAUAUCGGUCUCUUUGUACAUGAUGUGUCUCUGAUCCGUGCUACAAUAAAAAUACAAUGUGUGAAAGUUUUUUCUUAGUUUUCUUACCGAGAACAUAUCCCUUUUACCCUUUGUAUCAGCGAUUGAAAAAAAUAAA